Molecule: messenger RNA, 3640 nt
Organism: Chinchilla lanigera (long-tailed chinchilla)
Lineage: Eukaryota; Metazoa; Chordata; Mammalia; Rodentia; Chinchillidae
Gene: Atxn7l3b
Product: ataxin 7-like 3B
Exons: 1
Coding region: 305-598 (97 amino acids)
Biological process (GO): regulation of gene expression
Source: RefSeq, a predicted model, not a curated record
GGGGCCGGCGCGACCAGCGAGCGAGGGCGGCCCGGGCUGCUGGGUGAGGCGCCGAGGCGGUCGGCCGGUGAAUCCCGGCCCAGACGCUGCUCCGAGCCCCGCACUCGCGAGAACGUCGAAACAAAGCGAGAGACUUGCGAGCGCUCGCCGCCGCCGCAGCCGCCGCCGCCUGAGACUCCACUGUCCGCCGCCCGGGAGGACGCGGCCCUGAGAGGCCUCCAGGCCUAGGCGCGGCCGCUGGACCCCGACGUGUCGCUGCCGUGAGUAAAACGAGCGCCCUCCGCACUGUCGCUUACAGAUUAAAAUGGAGGAAAUUUCGUUGGCCAACCUGGAUACUAACAAGCUGGAGGCCAUCGCUCAGGAGAUAUACGUAGACCUGAUAGAGGACUCCUGUUUGGGAUUCUGCUUUGAGGUGCACCGGGCGGUCAAAUGCGGCUACUUCUACCUGGAGUUCGCAGAAACGGGCGGCGUGAAGGAGUUCGGCCUCCAGCCGGUGGAAGACAAAGGCGCGUGCCGCCUCCCGCGCUGCGCCCUUCCCGGGGAGCCGGGGAGCGGGCCGGACCAGCAGCUGCAGCGCUCGCCCCCGGAGUUCCAGUAGGCGCGACGUGAGAGAGGCUGGGAGUGACCAGGACGAUCGUAGAGACUGGUCCUGUGGCUUGCAGGAGUAAGCUGAAUAGAAAAGAAAAAAAGAGAAAGAAAUCAGACAAAAGCCCCCCAAUUUCCCCUUGAAGAUCCUGGCAUUUAAAAAAAAAUCUAAAGUGGAGAACUUUGAAAUUCGGAUGCUUUUUUAAAAAUCUAUCUAGAGCCAGCCCUGGUACCCUGGGCAGGAGAAAGUGUACAACCUGGGGGUCACUUAAACACACUUGAAUAUACACAAGAUCCCUGUGCUGCCCUAAGCGCACGGGCGAGCUGUGGCGCGCCCAGCGUGUGAAGUCAUUUUGGUCCGCGGACUGUCUGUCUGCCUGAUGUCCGGGGUUUCCUUGACAGUGUGGACAUUACCGAGGAUCAGGUUAUCAGUGGGACUGCUCCUGUGAUCUCUAAGCCUCUCAUGUGGGGUUUUCUGAUAAAAUGGAAGUAAGAUGUGAGAUCUGGAUACUACUGCUAUCAGUUUAGGACAACCAAGAAAACAUUCCCUAGUUGAAUUUGGUAGGGAACCUCUGUUCCUUUGACUGCAGGAAGAAAAGUUCAAAAUUACCUGUUUUCCAAAGGUCCAGCAUUUGCAAUGAUUUCAACAGAUUUGAGGACGAGGCCUAAACUUUGGUUGAACACAGACUUCUUCCUUUUCCUCCCAUUCAGCGAUAUAGGCUUGACAGAGAACAACUUGGUUGUAUGGACAGGUUGAGGAUUCACUUGUGAUUCUGUGGAAAGCUAGUAGGGACCUCUGCAGCUACAGUAUGCACCAUCUCAAACUGGAAGAUUCCUAUCUGGAUAUAUUGUGCCAUGGACAUAGCUUAGUAGGGGCAUUUUUUUUCCUAGCCUGAGUUACUGGUUACUUAGCCAAUCCAUGGGUCACUUAGCCAAUCCACUUGGUCAUUAUGUCAGAUCACUACUGCAGGGAGAGGACUGAAUAUAAAAGAUAUGAUAGCUGUUCAGAUAUGAGUUGUUUGGAAACAGCUUGGAGGGGACCUCUUCCAGCUGCCCUUAAAAAUGUGAAUGGGUUAGUGCUAGGAACCAAGGGGCAGAACUGGGUCAUCUGUUAGCUGCUUGCAGAAUCCCUUUACAUGUCACUGUUCUUUAAGUUGAACAGUCAGGACUCUGCCAUGGUGAACAUCCGGACUCUCCACUACUUUUGCUGCCCCUCAUAAGGAGAGUCCUUUCCACUUGGUCCCCUUUGGACCAUACUGACAGCAAGAGCUGCCCUUUUUUGAUUUUGGAAGUAAGGAAGAGACCUCCAAUAUCCCCUGGCUUUAGGGAGUGGGAUCCAGAAGAUUGAAAAGUUAGGAAUUGCGUAUCAAAACUGCCCUCUACUUUACUCCCUGAGCAAGAGUUUAUAAAGUGUAGGAGUCCUGAGGUGAACAGAACGGUGCUGCUUUAUUUGAAAUGUUUUCUUACCUCAUUCUGUGCCCCAGUAAGGGGCCCAGCCUCCUCAAUGGCUUGGCCCCAUGUUCCUGCCCACUGCUCCACUGCCUGUCUGGUGCAGCUCAUGACUCCAGGUGCUUCUUGUCACUCGAACCUUCACCUUGACCAAUUACAGUUCAUCUUGGCUUAAUGCUGAAAUCUGCCUGAUUUCUCUUCCUUGGCUUCUGUUAAGUUUGUAUGUUCUUUUUUACCUAUUUAUGUGGAGAACUCAGAGGAGAACCUGUCUUAUGGCUCCCUUGUUUGCAUUAGAAUGGUAAGAACUUAGAAACUUUUUUAUGUGCAAGGCAGUGUCAUGCCUAAGCAUUUCUCUGUAGGACUGCCUUGCUAGCAUGCCCUCCUGUUUUGUUUUCAUGAGUUUUAUUGCAUCUCUUUUUGGAUACUGCCUCUUGGGAGGUCAGUACAACAGUGAAGAUUGACACGGGCAGGGAUGGAGUUUGUCCUCGAUCCACUUUCUCUUAUCCUUGCUCUGUACAUAUCUUCUUUAUCUCAGAAGGUACUAUUUGGACUGUAUGGACUGAUUUGCAUUACAUAGUUUAGAGAGUUAAGGAAACCAGAGCAAAUGGGCCUUGUGACUAUAUUACCUUCUCCCGCUAGACUUAGACUUGUCCUGAUCAGGAUUGAGUUCUCAGUACAGAUUGACCUUCAGUCCAAGAGUUGUGGGAACUUUUCAAAAAAAUCAAACCUUGGCAGGAAUAAAUUGCAAUUAAUUAUCUUUGCCCUUGAUAAUGACUUUAAUGAUAUCUUCUCUGAGAAUCCAGAGGAAAGGAGUGUUUGAGACUUUGUCCUGCUUCCAAACAGUGUUGGAAACAAGAUAAAUAAGGGAGAAGGGAAGUGGUCCACUCACUCUUUUGUGUAGAACACUCAGAGCAUGAGUUUACUGUUUGUUUCCUUUCCAGCCUAUACUUCUGGUUAGAGGAGGAAGGUGAGGAAAGUAGUUUUGAGUAAAGGUUGGUUCACAUUACUUCCCUCCUGCUUUUUGUUUGAUUUGUUUUGUUUUGUUUUGUUUUGUUUUUCCCCAACACCAUCACCAUUAGGGCGAUAGUGCUCUGCCCUGGAAAGUUACAAAGUGGGCUCAAUCCACAGGCACCCUGAGGGGACACACUACUUUUUAAAGGAGAUGAUGUUCCCUACAGUAUAGUUAACAGUGGUUAGGAAUUCUCCCAAUCUGCCUUCCCUGUAACCUCAGAAUUCCUACCUUUCCCUCUUUAAUUGUAUUGAUCACUCUGUAAUCCUGUUAUGUAUCUGAGUGUGUAUGUGUGUAUGGGGGAAAGGGGUUCUUUAAUAUUUUUGUGGUUUGUGGCUUUUUUCCCCAUAAUUAGUUCCUAAUGCCGCAUGCCCAGGGGCCACUGCCUGGCAUUAUCGCAUGCUGGGAUUAUUGGGGGAGGGUAGUGUGAAAUUUACCACUGUUCUUUAUUUUGAAGAUUCUUAUUUUUGCAUAAGUAAUCCAUCCUAUACAGAUAGCUGAUUAACUCUCUGUGUUCCCCUCACCCGUAUGGCUGCUGGUGUAAAUAAACUGCAUCUUCUUAUUGCUAAACAGUAAUAAUAAAAUUUUAAAAAAUGA